Dibothriocephalus latus is the source of this 235-nucleotide messenger RNA. Lineage: Eukaryota; Metazoa; Platyhelminthes; Cestoda; Diphyllobothriidea; Diphyllobothriidae. The record is from the annotation of a GenBank genome assembly.
CUUCCUGGGAACCCCUGGCCUGCCUGGUGCCCGAACAGGGCGUCGAUUGGACCACCUCGGCCGUCGCCUUUGCCCUCAUGUCCAUUCGUGUGCAGUUGGAGAAAAACCUGAAGCAGGUUUGUUUAUUUUAUUUGCGUCUUUUCUCUCCUUUUUUAACCUUGUCGCUAGCAGUGUGUCUUCGUUUGUGCAAUUUUACCUUGAAAGCUGGUAUAAUCGUGCAUCAUUGACGCGCUGA